UCCGGCGCAGCCAUCCUACGUACCUUGGAGGCCCCGCUAUUCCAAGCAGAUCAAGUUGCGAGAACGUGGUCAGCCCAGCCAAAGUUAUUUAAUCUACUUGCGGAACCCACAUUCCAGCUUGCUUGUUGGUCCUCUCCUCUCACCCAAACUGCGAUCACUCCAAACUUCGAAAGAACUUCAACCUCCCAAGCCCAGAAACCAAACGUCUCGAACACAUUAGCAACCGCCCGUCGCAUUAUUAACAGCAAAACACCGUCACAAUGCCUUUCACCGCUAGCGACAUCUGCAAGAUCAUUUUUGCCGUAAUCCUCCCGCCGCUCGGCGUGUUCCUCGAGCGCGGGUGCGGCGCCGACUUGCUGAUCAACAUUCUCCUAACCAUUCUCGGCUACCUCCCCGGCAUUAUCCACGCUCUGUACAUCAUCUGCAAAUUCUAGUUCCGCCUCGUACGGUAGCGAGCUCCAGCUUGAGAGCAGCCGGCAUCUUUCCGAUCAUCCUCUCGAUUUGAACCAUGUCUCGAAAAGAUCAACGAAACAGUCACGAUGUCACGACGCAUCUGAAAACGGUGGCCUCCAACGAACAAACAAGCGGUUCGCUCGGCCAGCCAUUUUCUCGAUGAGCUACCCUGGUCUGGAUCGGGUGGGGCGCUCAGGGUAGCAAAUGACAUAAUGGAUGCAGUGACGCAGCCCCACUUGUCGGCCGCUUCACGCUGGGCGCCAAGCUGAAUUCGACGGGACUCCCGGGAGCAACGGAAGGCGUUCGGGAUGUCGGAGUUGCCCGAUGCCUGAAGACGUCGGGUAUGGGAAAUUUCAGGCAUGAUAGAUAUGGGCACGGGGUUUAGGUUUCUUCUCGCUUUUCUGCGUUCUCUCCUUUCGACAUGUUUUAGUCUCGGGGUC
Molecule: messenger RNA, 893 nt
Organism: Chaetomium strumarium
Lineage: Eukaryota; Fungi; Ascomycota; Sordariomycetes; Sordariales; Chaetomiaceae
Exons: 3
Coding region: 261-434 (57 amino acids)
Cellular component (GO): membrane
Source: RefSeq, a predicted model, not a curated record